Messenger RNA from Aureobasidium vineae, 1572 nucleotides. NCBI's taxonomy places the organism in Eukaryota, Fungi, Ascomycota, Dothideomycetes, Dothideales, Saccotheciaceae. The record is from the annotation of a GenBank genome assembly.
ACUAUGGCUGAAACGCCAAUCCUCGUUGGUGUAGGCGACAUCAUCAACCGCAAUCUUGCGGUCCAUCAUGCCGCAGAGCCGGCUGAGCUGAUGCUUGAUGCCAUUUCGAUUGCCUUGCGAGACACAGGCCUAUCAACACAAGUCGUCGCAGACCUCAAGUCAGAAAUCGACAGUAUAGAUGUCAUUCGCACUUGGACGUGGCCAUAUCCGGAUCUACCUGGUUUGCUCGCUGAGAGACUCGGCACACGGCCUAACCACACCUAUUGCUCUCCACAUGCGGGUAGUCAACCUGCUAAGCUGGUCGACGAAGCAGCUCGUAGAAUCGCAAACGGAGAGACGAAGGUGGCUGUAGUCACUGGAGGCGAGGCAUUAGCAUCACUUGCUGCUUGUGCGAAAGCAGGAGUCAUGCCACCACCAAACUGGACUCCUGUUGAGACGCCUGUCACCCAAGUGUUCGCUCCCUCAACCAGAGAAAUGGCUAAAGGUAUUGGAGCAAAACACACGAUCGGAGCACCCAUCCAAGUAUAUCCCCUCUUCGAGAACGGUCUUCGUGCUCAGAGGGGCCAGUCUUUGGAAGAUAACAAUACUGAAAGUGCGAAGUUGUAUGCUGAGUUUGCUCAAGUCGCCAACAAGAACCCACUGGCAUGGAACUUUCCUCGGACGCCAGAAACGGAAGACGCAAUUGGCCGUGUCUCGAGCAAAAAUCGCAUGAUUUACCCUCUUUUGAUGAAUGCUUUCAACACGAUCAACUUGGCCGGAGCAGUGAUCCUGACAUCAGUCUCAUAUGCUCGCGAGUUAGGCAUCGCCCAAGAAAGAUGGAUCUAUGUGCUUGGAGGAGCAGGCACACAAGACAGCGACAACUUCUGGGAACGACCAAGCUUCCACUCUAGUCCUGCAAUCAGUCGCACUUUGGACGCUGGACUCGAGGCGUGCGGACUCAACAAGACCGACAUAGACAUGUUCGAUUUCUACAGUUGCUUUCCGAUAGUACCAAAACUCGCUUGCCUACAUCUUGGUCUGGACAUUCUGAAACCUCAGAAGCCCAUUACUCUGCUUGGCGGCCUAACAAGCUUUGGAGGCGCAGGCAACAACUACUCUAUGCAUGCAAUCACAGUCAUGGCACGAAAGCUGCGUGCAGGCGACGGUACCCAUGGUCUCGUGCUCGCAAAUGGAGGUGUCUUGACAUAUCAGCAUGUCAUCUGCCUCUCUUCUCGACCACGGGCCGACGGUCAACAUUAUCCUGCUCGUAAUCCUCUUCCUCCCGUACUCAAGGACAACACAACACCUACGAUCGAUGAAAUUGCCGAAGGAGAAGCCAUCAUUGAGGUGCUAAGCCUUUCCAGNACAUACACAGUAAAUUUUGACCGCAAGAACGAACCUUCGUUAGGUCAUGUUGUAGGAAGGUUGAGAAGUUCUGGGCAUCGAUUUGUUGCCAACCAUGGAGAUGCGGCAACGUUGAAGAGGCUUGCAAGUAGAAGCGAAGAGCCCAUCGGUAAGAGCGGCUAUGUACGGACAGAUGGCCAGGGUCACGGAAGAAACUUGUUCUUUCUGGAAGCGAGCUCUAGGCUGUAA